AUGUCUGGAAUUACCAACACUGUCAAGAGAAUUAUCACAAAGAACAAGCAUGCUUUGUGGACCGCCCUUGCCACGAAUGGUCUGGGACAAGGCAACGGGCGCACAAUUUAUAAAACAAAGGAUAUCCGUGCCGAUAAAGGUUAUGUCGACAAUCAGAACCCGAAUGUCUAUCAUUGGGAUUUACAGAUCAAUAGGGAGACCGAGGACGCAACUCUUAAGAAAGCAAUUGGGAAAAAUUCAGGGACGCAUAAGAAGUUAGGGAAAUUUACAUUUGAUACUGAAAAUCCACCUACCCAAGACGAGCUUGUAAAUAAUAUCGUCAACGGUAUUUAG
This is a messenger RNA of Cyclocybe aegerita, 333 nucleotides long. Lineage: Eukaryota; Fungi; Basidiomycota; Agaricomycetes; Agaricales; Hemipholiotaceae. The record is from the annotation of a GenBank genome assembly.